AUGGCUGCUCGUAAACCAAUUCUUGUCGUCGCAGGUGUGGGCACUGGUGCUGGCACAGGUGGGUCGACCGCACGACUGUUUGCAAAGCACGGCUACAGUGUAGCAUUGAUCGCAAGGAAUGCUAAGGAGCUCGAGGCGACAGCAGAGGAGAUAAAAGCGGCGGGAGGCACAGCAGCGGCAUUUCCAAUCGUCAAAUAUGACUAUAAGGAGAUACACGACGCUUUCGAUGCCAUCAAGAAGCACUGGCCUGAUGAGGAGCUUCGCGUAGCUGUGUGGAACGCUGGCUAUGGUGUUUGGAAGCCUUUCUUAGAGGUCACCGAAGAGGAAGUGAAGGAGAGUGUUCAGAUCAACAUUGUAGCUGCAGCCGCGUUCGCCCAGGAAGCGAUCCUGGCCUUCCAAAAGCUGGAGGUGGAUAAUGUCGGUGCACGGGGCAACCUGAUUGUCACUUCCGCUACAGCUGCUUGGCGUGGUAACCUCACAACAUCUGCAUUCGCUGCUGGAAAACACGGGCUGAAGGGGUUAGCUCAAUCCUUGAACAAAGAGUUCGGAAAGCAGAAUAUCCAUGUAUCCCAUGCGAUCAUUGAUGGGAGCAUUCUUACCAACCGCUCCCGAGGCAGGGGUGACGAGUAUGUCAACAACCCGGACGUUAGGCUGGACCCGGACAGCAUCGCCAAAGCAUACUUCUACCUUGCCCAGCAAGAUCGCAGCGCCUGGACCUUCGAACUUGACUUGCGCCCCGCUCAUGAGAAAUGGUAA
Messenger RNA from Dacryopinax primogenitus, 756 nucleotides. RefSeq names its product NADP-binding protein. The coding region runs from base 1 to 756 and encodes 251 amino acids. The transcript has 9 exons. Lineage: Eukaryota; Fungi; Basidiomycota; Dacrymycetes; Dacrymycetales; Dacrymycetaceae. The record is from RefSeq and is a predicted model, not a curated record.